GCUUGGGGUCACCAGAAGUCUGCUACACUAAGCAUUACGCGUGACACAUUGUCACUUUUCAGCCUUCUGGUAAUUCGGAGACUAACUUAGCCUUUUGUCGCCACACCAUAAACGUGUCGGAGUGCACUUCAGCCUUAUGGCUACUAGACGGCACAUUGGCUAUUACCAUCACUGCCGUGGAUACCCACCACUAGCCCGCCGCUUUUUCUACCACCAAUCUACUCGCUACUUCUACCACCACAUCCGUGUCUUACCCCCUCCCGGUGCCGUAUGCCCCAGAUCUCUCCUUCUCUCUCUGUUUCAAACCAGCGCGGUGGCCUGCCGUCUGGAUUAUUUCCCCAAAGUCCAACUGUGCGCGAUGCCUCGCACACUCCUGCCUUUAGCACCGCAACUGCCAUUCAUGGCUGAUAAUCCCAGCCGGGGCUGGCGUAUAUAAGACGGGGCCUGCCCGUUGUUUGGACGCCAUCAACAUGUCUAUCCAAUACAAAUUCCAUCCCAACAAGAAGGCCACCAUCAUCACUGCUCCUUUCUCGGGAGGCCAGCCCAAGGGCGGCGUGGAGCUCGGACCAGAAUACAUCUUAAACGCUGGCUUCGAGAAGCAGAUCAGCUCGCUUGGAUGGGACACUGAAGUGGCCCAUCCGUUGGACAAGACCGACUACGAGUCCGUCAAGUCGGACGAGAAGGACGCCUACGGCGUCAAGAACUCCAAGAUCGUGUCGGAGUGCUGCAAGAAGAUCCACCACCAGGUCAAGGCGUCAUUGGGCGCUGGCAGGUUACCUCUCACCAUCGGAGGAGACCACUCGAUCGGUUCUGCCACCGUCAGUGCUGCCUUGGAACACAACCCAGACACCUGCGUGCUCUGGAUCGAUGCCCACGCCGACAUCAACACCCCAGCCACCACAGACUCCGGCAACUUGCACGGGUGUCCCAUGUCGUUCGUGAUGGGCAUCGACCCUGAGUCGUACCCUCCUGAGUUCGAGUGGAUCCCCCAGAACUUGAAGCACAACAAGUUGGUAUACAUCGGAUUGAGAGACGUGGACGACGGUGAGAAGGCCAUCUUGAGAAAGUACAACAUCGCUGCCUACUCCAUGUACCAUGUCGACAAGUACGGCAUAGGCAAGGUGGUGGAAAUGGCCUUGGACGCCGUUAACCCCGACAGAAAGUUCCCUGUUCACUUGUCAUACGAUGUGGAUGCCAUCGACCCUUCAUUCGUGCCUGCAACUGGUACCAGAGUUGAGGGAGGGUUGUCGUUGAGAGAAGGGUUGUUCAUUGCUGAAGAAGUGGCCCAAUCGGGGCUCUUGAGCUCGAUGGACAUCGUGGAGACCAACCCUAUGUUGGCUGAGACCGAGGAGCACAUCUUGGACACCGUCAGCGCCGCCUGUGCCAUUGGCAGAUGUGCCAUGGGGCAGACCUUGCUUUAGUUAUGAAUAAUGAACACGUUAGAUUAGACCCAUGGGCGAUGUAGAUAAUAAACAUGCUGGGAAAUACACUAGAGGCGUACGGAUGUGAACAGUACCUGACAAGCUAUGCCGCUAGAGCUAUACUGGCCAAUUUAAUACGGCAUGGCCGCAAAAUGCGAAUUGUGCUACUUUUGUGCGUGCGCGUCGAUAGCCGAGAUAUGACGCCAGGGACGAUGGA
This is a messenger RNA of Suhomyces tanzawaensis NRRL Y-17324, 1638 nucleotides long. RefSeq names its product arginase (gene CAR1). Lineage: Eukaryota; Fungi; Ascomycota; Pichiomycetes; Serinales; Debaryomycetaceae. The record is from RefSeq and is a predicted model, not a curated record. Gene Ontology annotation, cellular component: cytoplasm; cytosol; nucleus. Gene Ontology annotation, molecular function: arginase activity; manganese ion binding. Bases 471 to 1421 code for a protein of 316 amino acids. The transcript is spliced from 2 exons.